Messenger RNA from Loxodonta africana (African savanna elephant), 11228 nucleotides. It is a transcript of the gene CPLANE1, whose product is annotated as ciliogenesis and planar polarity effector complex subunit 1. The coding region runs from base 279 to 10103 and encodes 3274 amino acids. Gene Ontology annotation, cellular component: ciliary transition zone. The transcript has 55 exons. Gene Ontology annotation, biological process: cilium assembly. The record is from RefSeq and is a predicted model, not a curated record. Lineage: Eukaryota; Metazoa; Chordata; Mammalia; Proboscidea; Elephantidae.
CGCUGGGUCCACAGUCGUCGCCUCUGCUGUUCGGUCCUGCUCCCCGCAUCUUCCGUCCACGUCUCAUCGCGCCUUGACUGCCCCAGACUGGCCUGAUUGUGGCGGAGUUAGUGAUAAAUCGAGCACCAAAGGAUGGACGCGAUUUCUUAGACUGGUCCGUGGUGGGAACCAAGGAAGAACUUGGAUUAUCCUCUUGAAACUGUAUUCGCCAAUUUGUUUUCAAUAAAGCAUCUUAUGACUGUUACUUACUCAGCUGAUCUUCCACAAUCUUGACAAGCAUGGAGAUAAGAUUAGAAGUUUUGACAUCAACAAGUAUCAAGCAGAAAAAACCGUGGCCACGAGUCUCUUGGUUGGGACAGGAAAAUGAAGCUGUUUUUCUUUUGGAUGAUAAAUUCAUAAAUGAAAUUAAUUUACACUCAGGAAGGACAAAGAAGAAAAUUCCUAUUCUGCAGCCUUUGCUGAAAGAUGUUAUUGUCCUAACAACGUCCAGUAAUGAUGCCUGGCUGGCUGGGGUACUCACUACAGGCGAACUUUUUCUUUGGAACAAAGAUCAAGAUUGUUUGAAAACUAUACAAGCAUCUAAAGAGCCUAAGGAAAUGAUUAAAGCUGCAGUAGCAAGCUCUUUGAGAUUGUAUUUAUAUGUAUCUGGAGAUGGGAAAAGAGUUCUGCUUACAAUGCCCUCUGGUUGCACAUUCCUUUGGGAGUAUUUGGAUUCUAAGAAUAUCGUCUCUUCUAAAAGUCCUUCACUGGUGGGCCAGUGGUCCCAGAUCAGACCUGAGGAGACAGUUCUUUUGCCUUCCACUGAAGAUAAAGAAGCUGUGAUACAUGCCGUUUUCAUAAAAAAUGAGUUAUUUGGAGACUGCUGCUUGUGUUCAUUUACUUUUUAUUCUGGGGAAUGCCUGAAGUUAACAUUUCUGGCAGUUCGGUGGCAUGAGAAUGUAUUUAUACCCAUAAGAUCAUUGCCAUAUCAGGUUCAUUGGGCACAACAGGACUGUUUUCUCUGCAGCCUAAUUCCUAAGUGUGAACCUGUAAAGUCAAGAGGAGCUCUAAUUUCUGCCUUUUCAAGAGAUGGCCUUACCCUGGCAGUAACUCUUAAUCAGAAAGACCCAAAGGCAACUCAGGUAUUAUUUAUAAACACCCUGAAUUUUGUUACCCUCUCUGGUAGCCUUAAAGGAUGUAGCAACAAGAAUCCUGUCGUUCCAGCUACACUUAUCAGGUCCUACUGGGUAGGUGAUAUCAGCUGGACACAUGAUAAUCUUUUUCUGACUUGUGUUUUAAAACGUGGCUCUCUGGUUUUACUGACCUGCCAAGGUGAAUUGCUAACGUUAAUUACAUUUGGUUGCUCUAUAGAAUUUGGGCCAGCAGAAUUUAUCCCUCUUCAUCCACUGAUAACAUAUAGACCACAGCAGUUUACAUUUCAAGAUUCCAAUAAUUCUGUAGAUUCAUCAGCUUCUGAUAGUGACCCUACGAGACAGAGAUUUUCCAUAAAGGCUCACUCACGGUUACCCUACCUCAUUAUUUCUGAUGGCUAUAUGGUCACAACCCUUCGAUUUCUUGAUAACCUGUCUCCAUCAGUGCUCAUGAGAUCACUUCUACUUGAUUCAACCCAGAGGCUUGAGAAAACAUACCAAAGUGUGUUAUUGUCUAAGCCCAAAGGCGAGGGGCUGAACUUGCGAUCGUUGGAUUCCCUAAGGUCUAGUCUGUUAAAACAGCAAGGAAAGGAAAGUUCAGCUGAUUUGACUAUUCCCAAAUUCUUGCAGGCAGAAGAAACACUGGAGUUAAAUGAAAAAACAGAAGAUUUGCAGGAUUUUGAGGCAGAAGGAACUAAUGAAGGCAAACACUUUCCAAACAACUUAUUCCCUUUUUGGAACCAAAAAAAUGAUCUGUUAUUCAGUAGUGUCAAGGAGGGAAGAUUGGAAUUUGCAUCUAUGUUUGAUACGAUACAUGCAAAGGAUGACACUGAGGAGACAGAUAGAACCAUUACAGAGCUGCUCUCUAUCCAGAAAAAUCUCCUUGCAGCGUGGAAUAUAGGAAUUUCAAAAAAUGUGACAGAAAAAAAUUUAAUGUUAAAUUAUACAGUAGUUUGUAUCACUCAUUUUUUCUACAUUCUUCAAUUUGUAAAAUGUCCUUUCCCUAAACAUCAUAUUUUUUUAGGCAAGAGCCCAACAGAUAAUGCAUGGAUGCUUAGUAUCUUUCAGCUUUUCCAUCAGUGUUUAUCAAUCCAGUAUUGGGAUAUGAGAUACCAACAAGAUGUGGAACAUUUGGUGAAGCUGACCUCACAGACUAUAAAACUUUUGCUGAUUCAGCAACAGCAGGAUCAGUUAUUCUCAGAGAAGCUCUUAGCCUGUUUUUAUUUACUUAAAAUGGUGGCUUCAAAUUUAAAUGGCAUAUAUAAUCUUCAGCCUGAAAUUAUUUCUACAUCAAUUGAUGGAAGUAGAACAGCAGAUCAAGACUCAUUGGUGGUACCUAUUUUUCAAAGGUUUCAAAACUAUGAUUCUCAGGAAAAAUGGUCUUGGAACUCAUUUUUCAAGAUACAUCCUCAAGCAGUAAAUCUUGUUCAACAGCCAAGCCACAGAUUGAUUGUUCUCUGGAGAGCGUUGUACAAAAAAACUUUAUGGUAUCAAGCACAAUUAAGUCGAAGCGCUCCUCAAGGUGACAGUCAGUUAACUGAAAAGAUGACACAUGAAGCAUCUACUGUCAAGUCCCUGCUAUGUCACAUACAGGCUAACUUACAGGCUGCUGGAGAUCACUUGAACCAAACCAUGGAACUUAAAUCUAUAAAUGGUGAAGAGUGUUUUCUAUCAGGAUCAUAUGAAGAAUCUGUUCAGCUGUGGAAGAAAUCUCUACAAGAAACUCUAGAGGAAGGAGGAAAAAGGACGUGUUUUCUUCAGAUACGCUAUUAUCUUUCUCUCUUAUACUGCUACCUCUAUGACUAUAAUUUGAAUGAUGCUCAAGGAUUGUGUGAUCAGCUAGUAAGAGAAAUAAUGAGGUGGUCCCACCUACCUGUAAAAGAAAAUGAAGAUUGUUCAGCUCCUGAGAAGUCUCACUGUCAGUUUGGAAUGACUGGAAAUGUUCAUCCUGAAGCAGCAGUGAGGGUUAUCCAGUCCAUGGCCCGGUUCAUGGCCGCCUAUUUCACCAAUCAGCUGCUUUGCAUUUUGCCACCUCACAAUGUGAAUGUCCUUCCUCCACUUCAUAUUAAAACAGAGCAGUCUCUUCGACUUAUUAUUCUACAGCACUCUAAGGUGGCCAGUGUUGUUAGAGAGCAGAAUCUCUCUAAUGUGUGGACAGUUGAAUAUGCACUUGAAUUAUUAUUUAUUGGUGGCCUGGUUCCAGAGGCUGUGUGGUUAGCACAUAAACUUGGAGACUGGAAAACAUCUGUUUCAGUUGGUGUGGCCUUCCAGCUGUUCUGUAAACAUGAUAGCAGUUUCACAAGGUCUAAGAAAAAGGGUCUGCAGCUACCAUUAAAUUUGACUCCAGCACAGAUUUUCCAGGAAAAACUUCAGUGCUUUUUAGGUCAACCAGCCUCUUCAGAAGCAAAAAAUGAAAUGGGUUCAAAAUACAAACAAUUUACAGAUCCUAUUGAAGAAGAAGAUGGAACUCUUCUAUUUGGUUCAGUGCAGGAAGUACUGAAAGCAGCAGUUAUGGCUGAUGCAGACAUUCUUUCAGAGACAUUUCAGCUUCUGAUAGACUCUGCCAAGGACUUCAGUAAGGGACUGUGGGGCUUAGUGCCUGCAGGCUUGUACCUUCCAGCUCCUCCAUUGUAUUGUCCGCAGCCAGCUAUUCUUAGUGAAGAAGAUGGUGAUGAUCUUCUUUUAAAAGCUGAAAAAGAUUAUCGCCAAAAAGUGUCUGGAAUCCUUCAGCGCAUUCUCUUGCUUUUCCGGGCAGCUCGGUGUUCUUUUCCUGCAGCCCAGUGGUACAUUUUGCAGUUGAGGUGGGCAAGAAAAGUCAUGCAGAAGAUUCGAAUAAAAGGUUCCCUUCCUUCCUUGAGUCCUUUCCCUCAGUCGUUACUUAAUUACUGUAAAGGAGGGAUAGGAUUCUUUAGACCUGGAGCAACUGGAGACCGCAAGCUUGAUGAAGUUUCCAGUAAAGCAAUAGGUUGCUUCAGAGAACUUUGUGCUUUGUGUUGGAUGCUGCAUGUCCGUGAAAAGUUAUCCUAUAGUUGCAGGCAGUAUCAGAAAGCAAGAGAAAAUGUGGGAGAAAAAAAGGACUUUGAAUUGGAGUUUGAUUCUUGUAUGGUUGAGCACUGUCUUAGUGCUGUGGAAUGGGCUUAUAGAAUGCUACCUUUCUCUCGAUUUUUGAAUAUUGAAGAGCUUAUUCAGGAUAUAAUUUUGAGCCUUAUUGGAGAACUUCCACCAAUCAUAAAGGUAGCGGAAAUUUUCAUGAAAGCGUUUCCAAAUCCUGAGGACAUAAGGGUUCCUUUAAGAGAAAAAUAUCACUCUCUUCAACAGAGACUCAGACACUGUGUUGUGAAAGGUCCCCAAACUGAGGAAAUGAUGUCUGUUACAAUGCAUUCUAUCCAUAAAGUGAGGGUGAAAGCUCUAAAACGUGUGUGGAGAAAUAUAGGUCCUUUUGAGACAAAUAUAUGGGAACCAGUUGAAGAAGAAAAACCAGAUGACACUCAAGUUUUUGAUAGGUUUUCCCUGGGGACUAGUUUGAGCAGGAGCACACUCACAGAACUGGGGAAUUCUCUGCUUCACAGCGAUGCAGAUACAGUGGGUACUUUCUCUGAAGCUUUGUCAAUGGAAGAAAAAGAUAGAAUACGUUCCUAUCAAAGAAAUGCCCCAAAUAACAUGGAAUUAACAUUGAUCGGUAAGCACAAUGAAAAAAAGAAAAUAUAUAAUCAGAAAGAAAAUUCUAAAAGUAAAGAAGAUCAUGAAAAGUCAUCACAAAAUGCACUUCCUGUAAUAGGUGUUUGGGAAUUUGAACGUGAUGAUGAUGAAUAUAUUAAAUUCCUUGACCUUUUCUUGAGUUAUGUUCUUGAAAGAGACCUAAUUAGUUCCGGUGAUCCUGGUAUUCCAUUUCUAACCAGUUUUUCUUCACAUCUUAGAGAACAUGAACUUAAUUCUUUGGUUUUUGAUGUGCAUACAACCUUAAAACGACGUCAGGGCAAAACAAAAAGCCAGAAUGUGUUUAGAGCUGGGUCUUGCUUUGUAGUUGCUCCUGAGUCAUAUGAGUCUGAAAACUCAUCCUCUUUAAACAAUGAAUGUGUCAUACGUUUGGAAAACCAGGCACUUUCUGCCUCAGCAGUGGUUAAUCAAGGCAUCAGACCUUGUAUAGAGAAUCCUUUGAAUGAAGUCAGUAAAACUGAAGCAAAGAGUGGAUUGUUCGGUUUAAAACAAAAGUCAAUUUACAGAAUGCAAAAUGACAACCCAGAGAAGCCUCUAGUCCACAGAUUGUCGAGCCACAUUUUUCUAACUCCCAAUUCCAUUAAAACCAGAAGAUGUGUUUUCAAAGCAAUUCAAAGCAAUGAUCUUAACCGUCAAGAAGAUCUUCCUCUAGCACUAAGUAACAGAUUUGGCAAUAUAGGAAGGCUGCUGGAAUGGAUGAUAAGAUGGUCUGAUAGAAGACUACUCUGUGAUUCUAGUAUCACUGAGUCAUCCUGGGAAUACAGUCCAGUAAUUCGUGUAAAGACCUCUACAGCUGCCAUUCUUACAUCAUUGUGGCUUUUAGGACAACCCUAUUUUGCUACAUACAAAGCAAAAAAUGCCAUUAUUAAGGUUCUAGAGAAUCAUUACUCUAGGUCUCAGAAUGGCCCCAGUAUUGAUAAUGAGAGCAAAACAGAUGCUGGCUGUUCACUUGCUGUAUCAACUGAAGGUGUGGCUGAGGAAAGAAAUGAUCAAAAUGAAUCUUGUCAGAAUAUCUUCAAAAUGCCAACUGAAGCAAGAAACCCUGAAAUAAAAGAAAUCAAUGAUAAGAUUAUUUCUGUCACUUGUAAUCCCAAAAAAGAACUUAGAAAUAUUGAUGAGGAUCUUUUAGAUGAAGUUGAAACAUUCACACAGGAGAAAAUGGAUAUGAAUAUAUCAGACUAUGAAGAAAGCACCAAUGAAUCCAUUGAAAUCCCCCAAAAUCCCAGUAUUGCUAUUUGCAUGCAGACUUUACCACAAUGUUCAGAAGAACAUUCCACGGGAGAGGUUCGGUGUUCGAGAGAAGAACCACUGGAGACAUGUAUAGAGAAAAACUCAACUGGGCAGAAAAGUAUGAUUGAAGACUUUUCAAGUUCAGAACAUACCAUUCCUCAUUCAUUCUGUGUAGACAUAAGUUCAGAGAUCUCUAGUGCACAGGUUUCGGCAUUUAAAGAUAAACCUUCCUCAGUUCCACCUUUUGUAUCAAAUGGAGUCAGUGUUCCUUCACAAACACCUGUUUUAUCACCUCGAAAGACUCAGAGAAAUGAACCCAGGGCUCCAUUACCAGAUUCUUCGGAUUCUGUUAGGCAGAUGCUCCAAGAUGAAAUGUUUAAAUUAGUUCAGCUGCAACAGAUCAACUUCAUGAGCCUAAUGCAGAUAGUAGGGUCAUCCUUUGCUAACCUCCCGAAUAUACAUCAACUUAUACAGCAGUCUCAGUCUGCACAUUUGGUGGGAAGCCAAGUGUCAAACCCCAUAAGAGGAAGUGGUGAUGUCGAAGACACCAGUGGAAAUCUUAAGGACAGGUUUUUCAUUAAACCACAAUCCACAGGAGAGGACACCAGAGAGUCUGUCAAGAACAGCCCACACUGCCAUAAAGGAAUUGCCCGAUCUGAUCCAAACAGCAAUGGAAAUUUACAGAAUGUACCACAAGAGAGUAUUCCUUUAUGUCGUAUAGAAGGCCAACCCCAGAAUACAGGACCAACUCCAACAUCUCAAAGCUUACCACCCACUUCAUUGCCUCCGGCCACUGCUGCAAAUACUCACCUCCACCUUUUGUCCACAUCUGCCAUUCCGAAGAUACCUAGACUUAUCCCAUCUGCAAAAACUUUUAGUCCUGGCGAUGGUUUUCCUUUGCUUUAUUUUCAGCCUAAGCAUGAAUUCAAGCCCCUUUCCUUACCUAGUGGGAGAGUUCCCCAAGUUCGCUUCAGGCCUGUGCCACAGCCAAGAGAGGCUUGGGGAUUAUCUGAUUCCUUCCAGCCUCCUUUACCACAGAGAGAAGGGCAUACUACAAUUUCUCAUUUGAAUUUGAGCCAGUAUGAUACUGAAGCCAUAAAAAAAGCAGUUGAGCAGAAGAAAUGGGCAGAAACUGUAACUACAGAAAUCCCUACGCAUCUGAACAUGGAUCAGUAUGUUGGACAAGAAAACUUGACGCCUCAACAGAACUCUUCAAUAUAUAUAAAACCAGAAAAACUAUUUGAGGUUAAGCGAGGGCCCCUUGAGAUAUCUCCUCAGAAUUCCUUUGGAUUUCCAUUAUUGCACCUGCAAUUUAAACCUCCUUAUAUGUUUUCAUCUACCUCGAGAGCAUCAGUUACUGUUCCCUCAAAGCCAGUCAGAAUGGUAGCAGAAGAAAGAAAAUACUCAAGUCUAUCAUUACUUCAUUCAUGUCUAUCCCCCGAAAAUACGUAUAAAAAACCACAGCUUAUCCCACUUGAAAACCUCAUUGCAUUUAAACAAAGCCAACAGAGACUAACACAUAACUUAUUUGGAAAAGUGGAUCCUGGACAAAUUCCGCUUCUAAAUGUCAAAAUGGACUCGUCUGAAAUAAGACAAGAAAAGGACAAUAAAAAAAGGCAAAGAAGACGAGCUGAGAAAGAGCUGCAAGAAAAAGGUUCAGAGAAACUGAGGAAAAAACCAAGUGUGACUUUCCAACCAGAGGAUUCCAUCAUUAAUGAUAAUGAUUCAGAGGUGGUUAUCAAACCCAAGGAGCAGCAAGAACACUGUGGCUCCCAGCCUUUGGAUGACUUUGAUAUUCCUUUUGAAAUGCUGCAACGUGACAUUACUACUUCAGCUGGAUUGCAUUUCAUGGCCUCCGUAAGGAAGAAAGCUGUAGAGAGUCAGGAUGCAAGUACAAAUACAGACCCAGUACAAGAUAAGGAAGCUGCUUCUCAAGAAGUUGUUUCUGAAUGUGGUAAAAAUCAAAUCACUUCUACAUCAGAACAUGAACUUGUGAGUGUUACUCAGCUGUCGGCUCCAGAUGUCUAUCUAAAUCUCAGGUUUCCUACCGAAAUAUCAGAGAAACCUUUGUCACCUUCAACUGAAGCAAAUUUGGUUGGACACACUUACAUAGAUGUGAUUGACAUUGAAGCUGGUGAUCUGCAGGAAUUACCUGCCAGAGAAGAGCCUUUAGAUGAUAAUAUUAGCAACCAGCAAAGCGAUCUUCUAGAAGUUCUGUCUUCUGCAGAGUUACAUCAUAUGGCAGCUUCCGUUACUAAUGCUGUUCCCCGGCAUGGUAUUAAGAGUCGAGAAUCUGCCAGGUCUGCUAUGGAUUCAUUUUUUAAACCCACAAAAGUGUUUCCAGCCUGUCUGGAUGUAAAAAACUGGACAACAGGCGUUACAGAAAUGAAGGAGCCUAGUAUCAUCUCACCUACACCAUCAGGAGUACAGCAGAACAAAGAUCUACUGAAGCCUGAGUUCCAAUUCAAAGAACAGAGCACAAAGUCGGAAGUUGCAGAAGAUUACCUGUUGUGGAAACUGCUGCAGGAGGUCUCUGAUGCUCCCCCUGCACCGAGUCCUGCGGCGCACAGACUAGAGCACCUCACGUCUAAGCUUCGGGAGAUUGAUGAACAGCUGUUGGCAGUACAGAACAUUGCCGAAAACAUAGAGCAGGAUUUCCCCAGACACAAAGUGGUAGAACCGGUGGAUUACAUUGAAUCAUCUUCUGGCCCUGAAUUUGAUAAAACACUGGCUGUAAAAACCAUAAGCAUUUCUGAAGAAGUGCAUUUCCUGACUCAUAUGGAUAAAGAAGAUCAAAGCGACAAAGAGGAGACUUCAGAACCUGAAUUUUCUGUAAAAGAAAAUUACUCAAGUCAGAAAGCCAGUGUGUUUCCUUCUGCCGACUCAGCUGUCAGCCUUUCCACUGACCAUACUGCUACCGCUGGUAUGAAUAACAGUGGUGAGUUUUUUGAGAGUGUUUCAGUAGAUCCACUCCAGAUGACUGGAUUGACUGAUAUUGCAGACAUUAUUGGUGACCUUAUAACAAAAGAUGGAGUUUCCAGUGAAGAGCUUGGCUUAACAGAACAACAAGCCAAGACUAUCUCCAGGAUUCAGCAUACUUCUGGCAGACGUCCACAAAGAAGUGAGAAGGAGAGAAGAGAGAUUCGCAUCUGGAUGAAAAGAAAACAAAAAGAAAGAAUGGCAGAGUACUUACAUCAGCUGGCAGAAAAGAGAAGGCAAGAGCAUGCUCCUUUCUGUCCCAGGAACAAUCCAUUUUACAUGACUUCAAGGGAAAUCAGGCUGAAACAGAAGAUGAAGUAUGAAAAAGACAGGUUGCUACUCUCUGACCACUACAGUCGUCGAAUCUCACAAGCAUACAGUCUGAUGAAUGAACUGUUAUCUGAAUCAGUGCAGCUACCAACAACUGCACAGAAACCACUGCCUAACAAACGAAGAACAGCUCAGGUUUCCAGACAGGGACACUCCCCUUGUCCAAACAGAGGGAAUCAGCAUGGUCACAAUUUUCCAAUAAAUCAACAUAGAAAAGUCAGCUGUAUAUCCAAAUCAAGUUACAUCCAGAAGGGGAAAUCUUUUGCUCAACCUCAGGAUUUACCUUGGCCAGGUGGAACUGCCACUUUUACCAUCCAGGAAAAAGCUGGCGGAGCCCAAGCGGCAAUAUGGAACGCUGUGCAGUCUCCAGGUAUCUUCCAAAAGGGCUCUGAUGCUCCAUAUCACAGCCUGCAGCAUACAAAAAACUGUGGAACCAAGGGGUGUGUAGAAUAUGAGAGAGAGGAGACUGUGGUAAGUCCCUGGACACUACCUUCAGAAAUCCAUAAGAUUCUUCAUGAGAGCCAUGAUUCCCUUCUACGAGGCUUAUCACCACCUGAAGAGGAUGAGCCAGAGCUAUCUGUUGGGGUGAGUGGCAUGGACAGCAGGUCUGAGAGCACUGGCAGUAUCCUCAGCAAGCUCGACUGGAAUGCCAUUGAGGACAUGGUGGCCGGAGUGGAGGACAAGCACCUCUCUGUCCACUGGGCCCUGGGCCUGUAAGACCUGAGUAGCAUUCUGUUUCCAAGCAUAGGCUAGCACCUCAGUAACGUGGUACUGAGAUUUGUGGAUUUAAGGGAAAGGAACAAGGAAGGAAGCAAUGUGAGUUUGCCAUCUGCAGCCAUAUUAUUACCUGGAUUAGCCAUUUCAAGAGGAAAAAUAAACAUUUUCAAUAAUUUUACCUUCAUGGGGAAAGGGUUGUUUAAAUAUGGAUUUAUUAUAUGUUUUACGUUUGACUCAUCUUGAGGCAUAAUAAAAAAGAUGAAUUCCUUUCAAAUCAAAUUUGCAUAAUAUUUGAAGUACUUUCAAUAAAAAUCUUAUUUCUUGCCUUCUUCUUUACUACUCCUGAGUUCUGAGGAACAACCUUAUAUGGGUGAAUAUGAUGGCAAAAUCCUCUUUAUUUCAUUGAGGAGAAGAAAGUUAAAAUCUCACUUGAGAGACUUAAUCAUGGAACCCAUUUUAAAACGUAUCCUAAAAUCCAUCUGUGCAGGGACCGCCGUGGUGUUUGUUGUUAGUUGCCAUCAAGUUGAUUCUGACUCAUGGCUACCCCAUGUGCUCUGCUUAGAGUCUAGCUAAUCAUGCCUUAGUCAGGGUAAUACCCUCAGAGAGCUAUACAUUCAUGGGACUCACCUCAUGAGCUUCUCUCCUCUCUUGAGGAUCACGCCUGUAGUCCAAUGCCUGAAAACAGUUGCCUCACAUAUAGUUUGUUCCAUUUUAUAUUUGAGGCAGGAGGGCUAGUGUGGUACCGUUACUCUGUCAUAGCUGGAAGCAUAAUUCUUCUCUUAGUUUCAGUGAAUUUCAAAUCCAUACAACAAACCUGAAAAUGAGGCAGGAUAUGCAGGACAGGAAUAAUGGAGGAGGCCUAACAGCCUAGGAGGUCUCCAGCCUCUAGCUUGAAUAUGAUCUCAUAGUCUUCAGAAAAUGGAGAUAAUGACAGCUUUAUUCAGUGGCUCUGAAAACAGAGGAAACAUCAAAUGAGUAUGUUUCAGAUCCUGCUGCUUCUAAGACGGGGUCUAGACUUAAUGCCCUCCAUGCAUGAAAUGAAAGGAGCCAUUUCCAUGUCUAUAUCUUAAGAACUUACCAUGCUCAGGGAUAUCUCCAGUUACCAAGAGUGUUCCCCAGAAUCUC